Molecule: messenger RNA, 1182 nt
Organism: Morchella importuna
Lineage: Eukaryota; Fungi; Ascomycota; Pezizomycetes; Pezizales; Morchellaceae
Exons: 5
Coding region: 1-1182 (393 amino acids)
Biological process (GO): proteolysis
Molecular function (GO): metalloaminopeptidase activity
Source: RefSeq, a predicted model, not a curated record
AUGGCCACCACCGCUCAAAUGUGCAUCGGCGUCUCCUGCGCAAACGUCGCCGGCACCCUGCAGUGCCCCAACUGCCUCAAACUCGGCAAAGAAUCCUUCUUCUGCUCACAAAACUGCUUCAAAACCAGCUGGCCCACACACAAAUCCGCCCACAAGAAAGCCCCUGCAGUAAGCGGCACAUACGACCCCUUCCCAAACUACCCAUACACCGGCGGCCUGCGCGCCACAUAUCCGCUGUCUGCGCGCUUCCCGCUCACCCCCGACCGCCCGCUGCCAAAGACGAUUGAACGCCCGGAAUAUGCGCUCGACGGCAUCCCGCGCAGCGAGAAUGCACGUGGCCGUAGCAACCGCACCAUCUCUAUCCUGAGCGCUGAGGAGUGCGAGGGCAUGCGCAAAGUGUGCAGGUUGGCGAGGGAGGUGCUGGAUAUUGCGGCUGCCGCCGUGAAGCCCGGGGUCACGACGGAUGAGAUUGAUGCCAUUGUGCAUCAGGCUUGUAUUGACCGCGAUUCUUACCCGUCGCCGCUCAACUACAACCACUUCCCCAAGUCCGUGUGCACAUCCAUCAACGAGGUCAUUUGCCACGGCAUCCCCGACUCGCGUCCGCUCGCCGACGGCGACAUCGUAAACAUCGACGUCACCCUCUACCACAACGGCUUCCACGGCGACCUCAACGAAACAUACUACGUCGGCGACGCCGCGCUGGCCAACAAGGACACCGUGCGCGUCGUCGAGACCUCGCGCGAGUGCCUCGACGAGGCGAUCAAGCUCGUAAAGCCAGGGAUGCUGUUUAAAUCCCCAGGGGACCUGAUCGAGAAGAUUGCGAAGAAGAGGGCGUGUAGCGUUGUGAAGACGUAUUGCGGCCAUGGCAUAAACCAACUCUUCCACUGCGCCCCCAACGUCCCGCACUACGCCAAGAACAAAGCCGUCGGCACCGCCAAGGCCGGCAUGUGCUUCACCAUCGAGCCGAUGAUCUCGCUGGGGACGUACCGCGACACGACGUGGCCCGACGACUGGACGGCUGUCACCACGGACGGGAAGAUGAGCGCACAGUUUGAGCACACGCUGCUGGUGACGGAGGAUGGGGUUGAGGUGCUGACGGCAAGGACGGCGAGCAGCCCGGGGGGUGCGGUGGAGGUCGAGGGCGGGAAGGUGAACGUGGUGGAUGGGAAGGUGGUGGCGUAG